This is a messenger RNA of Mesoplodon densirostris (Blainville's beaked whale), 2145 nucleotides long. It is a transcript of the gene MKRN3, whose product is annotated as makorin ring finger protein 3. Lineage: Eukaryota; Metazoa; Chordata; Mammalia; Artiodactyla; Ziphiidae. Gene Ontology annotation, molecular function: ubiquitin protein ligase activity; metal ion binding. The coding region runs from base 94 to 1596 and encodes 500 amino acids. The record is from RefSeq and is a predicted model, not a curated record. The transcript has a single exon. Gene Ontology annotation, biological process: protein polyubiquitination.
AGCCCACGAGCUGGCGCCUGGCCUCCGGGCCUCAAGCCCGAAAGGAAGAGAUACCAGGGAAGUUCCGGCACCAUUUAGGGGCGAAGAAAUGCCAUGGAAGAGCCUGCAGCUCCCACAGAACCCCACGAGGCAGCUGGGGCCUCUGGGGGUGCCGAGGCAGCGGGGGAGGGCGUCCCCCGGCCCAGCGUCCCGGUGCGCCCAGCCUCCCGGUGGUCUUCGGCUCCAGGCCCGGCCCCCUUCCGCCCGUCACGUCUGAGGCCCGCCCAGGCCUCAUGGGGAGGGGCUAGGCCCAGAUGGCUGCAAGGCCGGAGCAGCGGCAGCUGGACAAAGCAAGUCGUCUGCAGGUAUUAUCUGCAUGGGCUGUGCAAGGAGGGGGAGAACUGCCGAUACUCCCACGACCUCUCGGGCCGGCAGGUGGCCAGCGAAGGCCACGGUUUGUUGCCCCAGGCCUCUGCAGACAGUGGCCCCAGCACGGCUGCGCACAUGGAGCCCCUGCCUCAGGAAGUGGCGGAAGCCCCCCCUGCUGCGUCCUCACGCUCCUUGCCUCUGAUUGGCUCGGCUGCUGAAAGGGGUUUCUUUGAAGCUAAGACAGACAAUGCAGGCCUUGAAGCUGCCGGAGGAGCAGGUGCAGAAGGCUGGGAGGGUGCCGUUGAGUUUGUUCCCGGGCAACCCUACCGGGGCCGCAUGGCCCCUUCUGUCUCCGGGGCUCCUCUGCAGAGCUCGGUGACUGAGAGGGAGCAGAUUGCCUUGGGCAUGGGGAAGCAGCUUUGCCGCGAUGCUAUGGUGGGGCAGUGCUUUCGUGGGCAGAGAUGUAUCUAUCUCCACGGAGAUAUAUGUGAUAUGUGUGGGCUGCAGGUCCUGCACCCUGUGGACGGUGCCCAGAGGGCAGACCAUGUAAAGGCCUGCAUUGAAGCACACGAGAAGAAUAUGGAGCUCUCGUUUGCUGUGCAGCGCAGUGCGGACAAAGUGUGUGGCAUCUGCAUGGAGGUUGUCUAUGAGAAAGCCAACCGGAAUGAUUGCCGCUUUGGCAUUCUCUCCAGCUGCAACCACACCUACUGUCUUAAGUGUAUCCGUAGGUGGAGGAGUGCCAGACAGUUUGGGAGCAGGGUCGUCAAGUCCUGCCCGCAGUGCAGGGUCAUCUCCACCUUUGUCAUUCCCAGUGAAUUCUGGGUGGAGGAGGAGGAAGAGAAGCAGAAACUUAUUCAGCAGUACUUGGAGGCAAUGAGCCACAAGACCUGCAGGUAUUUUGCUCGAGGCAGGGUCUGCCCAUUUGGAGAGAACUGUUUUUACAGACAUGCGUUCCCUGAGGGCCAGGGAGAGGAGCCUCAGAGGCAGGGUGCUGAGGCGUCCAGUACUUGCCGUGGUCAACGUUUCGAGCCUCUGCAGGUGGGAGAGGGCAGCAUGCCCUUUAAAAGCAGUAAAAAAGAGCUUGUCAUGCUUUGGCUGGCCAAUCUGUUGUGUAAGUGUUUUAUUUCACUGGGAGCUAGUGAGCUCCCCUUCACAGAGGCCCUAUGGGACUUGCGUCAUUGUGAGCUGGAAGAAUAUUUCAAUUUGAAUCUGUGGCAUUAUGCUGUGGCAUGUUGUCUGGUGUGCUGAAGCUCUGUCAUCUGCUCUUGCCUGUGUUUUGUUUAUAGACACAUCUGUCGCAGGGGCUGUGGAAACCAUUUGUAUAGAGCAUCCAUCACUGUUUUCUUGCCCAUUCCCAUUUCUUGCUCCCCAGGAUUAUGGCGUUUCACUGUGUUAAAAAGUAACAAAACGUCCUUAAAGUUACUGUUUGGAGAAAUUAAUAUGACUGUCAGUUUAUGGUUUAUUUUGUCAUCUCUGUUUUCAACAGGAUUGACUCAGUUCUAGUCUAGUGUUUACAGAAUUUCCACACUCAUUUUGAAGCCCCUCAAGAAUAAAUGUGACAGGGUGAAAGGAGAAGUCUUAACUGAACAAGGAGCUUUUUGCUACUUCAGUCUUAAGAAAUGGACCCUCGUGGGGCUUUGUGGUGCAGCUUCAGCAUCUCUGUUGUUUACACGUCUGUUUCUUCCCCUGUUCCCCUUCAAGUGCACUCUUUAACUUGUGGUUACCUUGUGGUUUUGUGUUUUACUUGACCAGAACCAGGUGCAUAUGUUUACAUGUUUUUAUCCUGUUUAGCUUGAU